Molecule: messenger RNA, 1650 nt
Organism: Megalobrama amblycephala (Wuchang bream)
Lineage: Eukaryota; Metazoa; Chordata; Actinopteri; Cypriniformes; Xenocyprididae
Gene: pla2g10
Product: phospholipase A2 group X
Exons: 5
Coding region: 1029-1490 (153 amino acids)
Biological process (GO): lipid catabolic process; arachidonate secretion; phospholipid metabolic process
Molecular function (GO): phospholipid binding; calcium ion binding
Source: RefSeq, a predicted model, not a curated record
AUUAAUUCAUUCUUGCACUCAAUGGACUGAAAACUAGCUGCCACUAUGUGACGUGAGAGCGCGGAACUGGGAGUACAUCGAUCUAGUACGAGUUGGUCUAGAGGGUUGGAAAAACACAGGUUACGGGUUGCCUGGAAUGCGGCACAAGAUCCACCCCCAAUAAAACACACCUGAACCAGCUAAUCAAGGUCUUACUAGGCAUACUAGAAACUAGGACUGCACGAUAUUGAUGAAAAAUUCAAUAACUUGUUAAAUAAUGCAAUAUUCGAUAUGCGAUGCAAUAAUGCAUGUAAGUGUGUAAAAUAAAUUUUUAAAUAUAUUUUAAAAUUAUAUGACAUAUAUUUUACAUUCUUUCUGAGGAAACAAAGCAUCACCACAACUUCUGAAAGUGAACAGCAGUGUUUUAGCCUUACAUAAAAAGUAAUGUCACAAAUCUCACAGUCAUUUUAACUUUAAUGUAACGUUAAGCAAGAAAAAAAUCGUUCAGAUAGCCGUUGCGAUAUGCAUACCGCGGUAUGCAUAUCGGUAUCGAUAUAUCGUGCAGCCCCUACUAUAAACUUCCAGGCAGGUGUGAUGAGGCAAGUUUGAGCCAAACUCUGCAGGACAGUGGCCCUUCAGGACCACAUUUGGACACGCCUGUCCUACUCAAAAAGAAAAAACAAUGCAGGACGAGAGAAAAAGCUGCUGGCGUGUUCGAUCUUGACUACUUCCCAGUUGGCAGCUCAUCCAGCUCAAGCUGUUUGUAUGGAAAAGCCAACCAGCAGCCAUCAUAGGGCGGUCCCGAGCUGAACACCCAAACAGUUAUCAGAGGGGGCACAUUAUCCAGCAUUCUCAGACUUCAACUUUCGACUUAAUUUUAACCCUGAGGGAGGGAACAGCAGCCUCUAGCAGUGAGAGAGUUCGAGGAUUACUACAGUAGGAGUGAUGUCCUGAGAUUACUCUGCAUCUAAAAUAAGCCCAGCAGCACUGAGGAAGUCUGUUUAUCCGAGGCUGAACAGAGACUGCACUAUUACCUGUGAGUGAGCACAAUGACUGCGCUGUAUCACACAUUCCUGCUCUUUACAGUCAGUAUGGCUUCCCUGCAGCCACAGAGGUCUUCAAGGAGUAAAAGGGGUCUGCUGGAACUAGCUGGGGUUAUCAAGUGUAGCACGGGACGAACAGCUAUAUCUUAUGUGAUGUACGGAUGUUACUGCGGUCUUGGUGGUCAAGGGUGGCCCAGAGACAGAGCGGACUGGUGUUGUCACAAGCAUGACUGCUGUUAUGGGGAUGCAGAAUUCGCAGGCUGUCAAACAAAAACGGACGGGUACCAGUGGACAUGCGACGACAAUCAGGCUGACUGUGACGCGCUUAAUGACAGAUGUGCGAAAAUCCUCUGCCGAUGUGACAGGGAAGCAGCCAGAUGCCUCAGAAAGGCACCGUUCAUCCAAAAGUACGCUCUGUGGCCGGAUUUCCUCUGUGGAUGUGUUCAUCCUACCUGCAACAUUUACUAAUGUCAGGACAAAAUUUGGUAAUCAAAUCUUGUAGAGCUUGUAUUGUAUGUUUAGUUUGAAUUUAUAUUGUUUAAAGGAUUUCCACUUUCUUAUGUAUUUUAUAUUUACAUAGUUGACUUUCAUAAGUGAAUGAAUUAAAAUAUUUGCAAAAUAAUCACAA